Lytechinus pictus (painted urchin) is the source of this 5947-nucleotide messenger RNA. Its product is annotated as WD repeat-containing protein 48-like. Gene Ontology annotation, molecular function: ubiquitin binding. Bases 446 to 2527 code for a protein of 693 amino acids. The record is from RefSeq and is a predicted model, not a curated record. NCBI's taxonomy places the organism in Eukaryota, Metazoa, Echinodermata, Echinoidea, Temnopleuroida, Toxopneustidae. The transcript is spliced from 16 exons. Gene Ontology annotation, biological process: double-strand break repair via homologous recombination.
GAUAUAGUUUGGAGGCUGGGUCUCAGUAUGUUUGCUUAUAACGUCCACUAUCGGGAGCCAUCGUCGCCGGAGCAAAUGUCAUGGUUCCAAAAUAUCCUGAUUUAGGACGGAUAACUUUGCUAACAUAGCCACUGAUGCUGUCUCCCCCAAAGCCCCCCCCCCCCCCUCCCCCGCUCUAUUAUUAUUACUAACGUUAGCACAAAAACCUAAUCUGAGUUUGCAAAAAUUACCCAGAUCACAUCAUUGAUAGGUGGAAGUCUAACUUUAUUUUUAUUUUGGUGCUGUGCUGAUGUCAACAACCCGCCUAACACAAGCACCAAGCUCAACACUGCACCUACCUGAGGUGUCCGUGUAGAGUUGUAGCGUACACGAACAAUACACUGCACCUGAAUCAGGCGUUUGGUGUAGAAUAUUAUGACGUCAUUCUUGUUGGGGCUCUCAAAGAAUGGCGGUCCACCACAGGCAGCCGAGCAAUUCUAGGCGAAAAGUUCAGGUUUCUUAUGUGAUCCGCGAUGAAGUGGAGAAAAAACACAGGUCAGGGGUCAAUGCACUUCAGUUUGACCCUGUCCUAAAUAGACUCUACUCAGCAGGCAGGGAUUCCAUUGUCAGAAUAUGGAACCUAGCUGAUGAAAAGGAGCAGUAUGUUCAAUCCAUGGAGCAUCACACUGACUGGGUGAAUGAUGUAGUCUUAUGUUGUGGUGGAAGAACAUUGAUAUCGGCAUCUUCAGAUACUACAGUGAAAGUAUGGAAUGCACACAAAGGCUUCUGUAUGUCAACGUUAAGAACACACAAGGAUUAUGUGAAAGCUUUAGCAUAUGCUAAAGAUAAAGAGUGGGUAGCCUCUGCUGGUCUGGACAAACAGAUCUUCCUUUGGGAUGUGAACACAUUAACAGCACUCACAGCUACCAAUAAUACGGUCACAACAUCUUCUCUGAAUGGUCAGAAGGAUUCUAUCUACAGUCUAGCUAUGAAUCAGUCAGGAUCAGUCAUAAUAUCAGGAUCAACUGAAAAGGUUCUGAGAGUAUGGGAUCCAAAGACAUGUGCCAAGAUCAUGAAGCUGAAAGGACACACAGAUAAUGUCAAGGCAUUAGUCAUCAACAGAGAUGGCACUCAGUGUCUGUCAGGCAGUUCAGAUGGUACAAUACGCCUAUGGUCUCUGGGUCAACAGCGCUGUAUAGCCACCUAUCGCAUCCAUGAGGAGGGUGUGUGGGCAUUGCGUGCCAAUGAAUCCUUCACCACAUUCUACUCUGGUGGUCGGGACUGCUAUGUCUACCAGACAGAUAUCAGGAACCCGGAUGCAAGCGAGCUGAUCUGUGAAGAGAGUUCUUCUGUCUUGAGGAUAGAGUUAGUACCACAGGAAGACGCCAUCUGGGUGGCUACCACCAGCUCUCAACUCAAUCAAUGGAGCCUAACAAGUAGAGGAGGCAGGAAUGUGGAUGAUUAUGACAAUGCAGGCACAGAAAAUGAAUGCCCUAAACCAAAGAUGACUGUAGAGGGAGGUUCAAGCAUCAGACAGUACCACAUACUCAAUGACAAGAGACAUAUCCUGACAAAAGACACCGACGAUAGAGUGGCUCUCUGGGAUGUGUUAAUGGCCAAGAAAGUGGAAGACCUUGGUCAUGCAGAUUUUGAAGUGGAAAUAAAGAAUAGAUUCCAGAUGAUUUACGUUCCAAACUGGUUUGCAGUAGACCUCAAGAUAGGAAUGCUGUGCAUACACUUAGAGGAGUCAGACUGUUUUGCUGCAUGGGUUUCUUCAAAGGAUAGUGGAUUAGGGCCAGCUGAUGCUCCUGAUAUUAAAGUUAACUAUGGAGGACUUGUCCUACAGGCCUUAUUGGAACAUUGGCCCAGAACACAUGCAUAUGAUCCAGACAGCAUCAACGGGCAUGUGAAUGGCAUCGACACCAGUACCGACGACAUUAACCUGACAGUCAACUCAUCAUCGCCGACCUCUCCGAACCCACCUCACACCGUCAUCAACAAGGGGAACAGCUACUUCAGUGUCUCUGCCCACACGCCUGUCAUCUUCAGUGAGGUCGGAGGUCGCACCCUCUUCCGUUUCCUGUGCCGAGAUGCCUGUGGAGAUUCAGAGAGGAUGCUACUCAAUGAGAAUGUGCCUCAGUGGGUGGUCUCUGUCACUGUAGAGCACAAUCAACCAAAGUUCAACAAAAUAUCAUUUUUCCUUCAACCUCACAACCCAUCUGGAAACAGAACCUUGAAAAAGGAUCGACUAUCAGCAAGUGACAUGCUACAGGCCAGAAAGGUUUUAGAGCAUGUGUAUGAGAAGGUGAUGGGAGCGUACACAUCAUCUUCAUCACCGCCAGCGGGGGCAACGAAUGGAUACGGGAAUGGAGAGGGAGGCGACAGGGAUUCUGAACUAAGCAGUAUCUCUGAAGAAAAAGUAGAGUUAUUAUGCCAGGACCAAGUACUAGAUCCCAACAUGGACCUUCGGACAAUCAAGCAUUUUAUCUGGAAGAGUGGUGGUGAUCUCACAUUGUUAUACCGCAGCAAGCAUCCAAAUGCAACCUGAGCAUAUUCCCUCAGUUCUGACAUUUGUGUUAAACGGUGAAUUAUAUGUGGUGCUUAGCCCCCUUUCAGACUACCUUGCAUAGACAGUGAAUGCAUGUGGCUGGAUGUUAAUGAUUCUGUGCAAUUUAUGAGGGCAGUGUAGUUAGGAGGGAGAAACAAACAGUAACUGCAGAUCUCAUAUGUUGCUCUACUGUAUCACCAAUGUCACCACUGCACAAGAGAAUAUGUGUGAACCAGUUCUAACGGUGGAUAAUAGUUGUCCUGCUCCCUGGGAAGCAGCUUACUGCAGCAAGUAUACCACUUCUGGAUAUCUAUCGGAUUGUCUCUUGUUUUCAUAUUGAAUAAGGAGCUUCUGAAUACCAGUGCCAUUCAGGAACAGAGCCAAGAUAUCUCUCUAUUUACUCCUUUGUCACACUCGACCUUCAUGGCAUCGAAGCCUUUCACUGUUUAGACUGAAUAAUAUCAUCAUAGAAUUACUCAAAAUAACACCCGGAAAGCAAUGCUCCUAGUAGGUUCAAAUGUGUAGCGUGUGACCCGUAUUCACAAAGCUGAACAAUUGAUCAUGGUGCUGAUUUCUACAAUUGAUUGCAUUGAUUAAUGUGUGUGAUCAAUCGUAAAAGUCAGCCCCAACGAUAAAUUGCUAAGCUUUAUGUUACUGGGCCCAGGGCACUGUUUUGUGAAAGGUGCCAUGAGGUGAUGUUUUCAGUGAUAUCCUUGGUUUUGAUUGGUUGAGAUGCACUGUAAUUAUGUUAAUGUCACUGAUGACAGCAAUCAUGGAGCAGUGUCCUGGGGCCCAUUUCACAAAGAGCUUUGAGCCUUAUUACCGUGGAAACUGCCAUAACAUAUCUCCGCAACUAAUUAAGGUUUUUAUGAUGAUUGCUAUAAUGGCAAAGUUACCAUAAUCAAUUUUUGUUUAAAACAAGGCUCAGAUGUCAUCAGACCUUUUGCCAUUUGCCGGGUUUGUACAUAAUUUGGGAAUUUUUACAAUGCUUGUGCACCUACGCAUUUUAUGUUUUCUGUGAAAGUAAACAGGUAACAAAUGGUGUAUGAUUAUGAGUUGGUUAUUGAAUCCUAAACAAAUCAUGUAUGCUAAAAUUAGGUACACAAUGCUUAUUAUGCAAACAUGUAAGUACUGUGCAUUAAAUUAAUGUUUUAGCUCUUGGUCGAUUUUGGCCAUGAGCUUGUCUUCUGCCAUGGCAUUACAGUCUCAAUUCUUUCAAAAUUGAAAAUUGUGUGAAUUGCUUUAGCUGAAUGCUAGAGGAACACCACAUCGUUUAUUGUGCUUAGCUUUGCCUGAAUUACCAAAUGGUAAAUUUCCUUUAUAGGCUUAUUAAGCAUUAAAGCAUAUUAAGUGAAAUGACAAAUUUUCUUGAGUUGAUUGCUUUCCUAUCAUAGACCAAAUGUUAUUUUGCAAAUAAGAAACAACCUAUUUUGAAUUGUCAGUAUCAUAAUGUGUGAUGUAUAAAAGAAAGUAAUUUAUUGAUUGUAAAUAAUGUCAUAUUUGCUUUAAAUCAUUUGUAUAAUUUCUUCAAAACAUUGGUUUGCAGGCUAUUUCAAUGUAAGCUUUGAAAUAUAUGGGAAAUGUCACGUUUGGAAAAUGCAUGAAAAGUAAUUUAUCAUUAUUGAUUCAAUUUUUGUGUCAUGUUGUUUCUCCCUUUUCGGCUGUUUACAUAUACUAGUGACUAUUAUUUGAGAUCUUUUAAACUUGCAUAAUGACUUCCUGCUGUCAGUUGUGAGCCAGCUAUUUUUGAAUGUCAAGAAUGAGUUUUGUACUGUUUAUAUGUUAUUCAAAGUUGAAUUCUAACCAAGUCAAACAAAUUUCUGUAGAUUUGACUUUUAACAGAAUUAGACAAAUCUAACAUCUAAAGCAAGAUGAGUUAUAUGUAAUGCUUUAUUGUACAACGCCUACUUAGCUUGUUGUACACGAGCAAAUGGGAGACUGAAUGUAAAAUAUUAGUACCAUUGCACACACGACGUACCAUCCAAAAUGUAUCGUCUAAAAUGUACAGUUGCACGGCUUUAGGAGGUGACGUCACAAUACGAUUCAAUUCAUUGCGCCCAGUAAAAAAAUCAAGGUGAAAUACAUGCUGCCCGAGGUCAUGUGCGCUUGUGGGAUUUACUUUUCGCUGUCAAUAUUUUUGCUCCCUUUUCAUAGAUUACCGCAGGGAAAAAACUAUCUUUUUUUCAUAUUUUCGCUAAACUCUGAGGCGUUGUACAACAAAAAUAGAGAAUAUUCUUAUUCGUGCAAUGGUGCGAGAUUUCGCAUGAGGUGAAAGAAAAAGACACUCUAUUCAACUAGGCUAAUGCCUCAUUGAAUAGACCAUCUUUCUUUCACCUCGUGCAAAAUCUCGCACCAUCGCACUCAUGCCUAUUCACUAUUGUAUACUAGCUCAAGACAGUACCUGUAUGUUUUUAUUCAUUAUACCUCUUCGUUCAGCAUAUUUGAUUUCAUGCAUCGCCAAUUCUUGUAUUGAAUAUUCACUAUUAGAUGUAUUUGACUUCUUGCUAAACAUGGCAUGCAACCGAAAGUAGAGUUCACACUUGUACAUUAUUACCAUUGUACAACAUCAACUCGGCUUGUUGUGAGUGAGCCUGUGUGAAUUGAAACAUUCAACAUUUGUAUCAUCACACAUUUACUCUACAUGUACCAACCAAAAUGUACCAUUUCAUAUAAAAGAUAUGGUGGUAUGCACACUGUAAUAUUCAGUGUGUGUUAUAUGAAAUUAGUUUCACCAGGGACCUCCCAGCUCCCUAGUUUCACUCUGUUUGGUUUCUUCGAUCAAAUAAACACCAACAACAGUAAGGUUGUAUCAGAUGUUUGUAAUUGUUUACAACUGGAAUGAAGAACAAGGUCAAUAAUUGGACCAAAAUAGUUUUAACUAGUAUUUAUGGAAAUUGUAUUGAGUCCUAUCCCUUUAUCUUCACUUUUUAAUUUAGAGUUUGAAGUAAUUGAGCUUGUGAAUCCCAAAUUAAAUUGAUCUAAUGAGCUUUUUUUUCAUUUUAAAAUGGUUGAGCCCUCUUUUUCAUGCUAUAUAAUGGGAUUUGUGCUCAGCAAUUAUAGAGUCAUGUACGUAGCUGGUCCCCCAAAAAAUACUUCAACAUUUAUGUUAUUUUGUGCAUUGAAAUGAUAUUUUUACUUUUGUUUGUUUCUACUACAUGUAAACAAAAUUUCAGCACUAUCAAACUUCAACAUAAUCUUAUAAUCCCCCAUGUACCUGUCAUUUUAAUUCAGAGCAAGUUCAAUAUUGCAAGGAUUACUGUUAUAUGAUCUUAUUUAUGGUGAAGUUUAACAAAUCAUAAGUCCAUAGGCUUAACUUGUAAUGAAAUUGUAUUAUUUUCCCAACUGUUGUAUACGGCCACAUACUAAAACUGUGUGCCUGAUAUGAUCCGGCGGUUUCCAUUGAUUUCAAUUGCAGCUCUG